AUGACCUCCUGGGGAUUUGUCCUAUUACCUACUGCGAGCCAGCCUAUUCUCGAAGGCGGCAAACUCCCAGAAGAACGCCUCACGGACGGCACAUACAACUACCGCCACGGCUGCACCGUAACCUCCAUCACCGACGAAGGCUCAAGAGUCCGCGUCAAAUUCACCCGCAAACAAGACAACGGCGUCGAAAUCCCAGACGAACUCACCACAACCCUCGUCAUCGCAGCCGACGGUCCCUCCUCCACAACGCGCACCAUGCUCCACUCCGAAGUACAACGAACCUACGCCGGCUACGUCGUGAUCCGUGGCACAGUCCCCGAAACCCACGCCUCCCAGUCCGCCCUCUCCGUCUUCCGCGCACGCUUCUGCUUCUCCCACUCCCCGGGAAUCCAAAAUCUCACUUACACCAUCGCCGGCGAGAACGGGUCCACAGAGCCUGGGAAACGACUCCUCAACUUCGUCUGGUAUGCCAACUUCCCCGAAGGAUCCGAGGAGCUGGAGAAGCUCAUAACGGAUAAGGACGGGCGACGUCGGCAUAUCAUCAUCCCGCGUGGCAAGAUUGCGUGGGAUGCGUGGGAGAUGCUGAAGAGUAAGGCGGACGAGCGGCUUCCGCCGCAGAUGGCGGAGAUGGCGCAUAAGACGACGACGCCGUUUGUGCAGUGUACUACUGAUGUCAUCGCGCCGAAGAAUUUAUACAUGAACGACAAAGUCGCGCUCUUUGAGCGUUUGAGUGUGAGGGAGUAUAUUGAGGAUCGGAAUAUGAUGAGUGUGCCGCAUAAGGAGAUGGUGUUUCCGGAGUGGACGAGGGAGGGUUUGGAUGGGAUACAGUCGGGAUAG
Messenger RNA from Fulvia fulva, 837 nucleotides. RefSeq lists its product as uncharacterized. The transcript is spliced from 3 exons. The record is from RefSeq and is a predicted model, not a curated record. Lineage: Eukaryota; Fungi; Ascomycota; Dothideomycetes; Mycosphaerellales; Mycosphaerellaceae. The coding region runs from base 1 to 837 and encodes 278 amino acids.